This is a messenger RNA of Oncorhynchus mykiss (rainbow trout), 1936 nucleotides long. RefSeq lists its product as uncharacterized. Lineage: Eukaryota; Metazoa; Chordata; Actinopteri; Salmoniformes; Salmonidae. Gene Ontology annotation, biological process: regulation of transcription by RNA polymerase II. Gene Ontology annotation, molecular function: RNA polymerase II cis-regulatory region sequence-specific DNA binding; DNA-binding transcription factor activity, RNA polymerase II-specific. The record is from RefSeq and is a predicted model, not a curated record.
ACACUUCAACAAAUGCAGCCACCUCCGUAGCUCGCAAGCCAACAAAGUCGGAACAUUCAAGUUCUUUAGACAAUUUCGUGGUUUAUUUGCCACUAUGCUUUACAUGUACUUAUGUGGGAACAACUAGCUACCCCAUUUAAUUUAAUAUAUACGUUGUAAGUCAACUAGCUGGCUGGUUAAGUUAGCACUAGUCUAGUCGCUAAUGCUAACCAGCUAUUAUCCCCGACCAUGAGUUCACUAAGCUACUCUCCUCCUGCUAAAGAAGAGCUGGGCUGCUGGAUGGAGAAGGAAGCUCUCGUCAAAGACGAGGAUGAAGAGGAGGCUGUUACAAUACAAAAACAAGUAGAGGGUGAGGCUGUUACAGUGAAAGAAGAAGAGAAAGACGUUACAGAGAAAGACUCCUUCAGAGUGAAAGACGAGGAGGAUGUUACUGUGAAAGAAAAGGAGGAAGAUACAGUUUUGGAAGUGGAGGAUGAAGUGAAAGAAGACGUUUUUGGAAUGAAGGAUGAAGAGGGGGAGAUUACUGUCACAUUAGAGGAGGAUGAAGAAGAGAAGACUGGAGAUCUGAUUAACACCAGUAAAUACAGAGAGCGACGGGACUAUCUUGGAUCCUCUGGGAAGCCUCAACAACAUCAUGAUGCUGACGAGGCAGAGAAGAGUCUCUCCAGAUCAGAACUCCUCAAGAAACACCAGCAGAGACCCAAAGGAAAGAAACCUCACUGCUGCUCUGACUGUGGGAAACAUUGCAAAUCUUCAUCUAAACUUAAAAUACACCAGCGAAUACACACAGGAGAGAAACCUUAUAGCUGUAAUCAAUGUGGGAAGAGUUUUACUAAUUCAAGUAAUCUGAAAACACACCAGAGAACACACACAAGAGAGCAACCUUACAGCUGUGAUCAGUGUGGCAAGAGUUUUACUCAGUCAACCAACCUGGUAUCACACCAGAGAACACACACAGGAGAGAAACCCUAUAGCUGUGAUCAGUGUGGCAAGAGGUUUACUCAGUCAAGUAGCCUGGUAUCACACCAGAGAACACACACAGGAGAGCAGCCAUAUAGCUGUGAUCAGUGUGGCAAGGGUUUUACUCGGUCAACCAACCUGGUGUCACACCAGAGAACACACACAGGAGACCAGCCGUAUAGCUGUGAUCAGUGUGGCAAGAGUUUUACUAAUUCAAGAAAUCUGCUACUACACCAGAGAACACACACAGGAGAGAAGCCAUAUAGCUGUGAGCAAUGUGGGAAAAACUUUUCUCGAAUAGGGUACCUUAAAGGACACCAGAGAACACACACAGUAGAGAAGCCUUAUAGCUGUGAUCAUUGUGGAAAGAGUUUUACUCAGUUAAGCAAGCUGUUAUCACACCAGAGAACACACACAGGAGGGCAGUCAUAUAGCUGUGAGCAAUGUGGGAAAAUCUUUUCUCGGAUAGGACACCUUAAAGGACACCAGAGAACACACACAGGAGAGAAGCCUUAUAGCUGUAAUCAAUGUGGGAAGAGUUUUACUCAUUCAAGUAAUCUGAAAACACACCAGAGAACACACACAGGAGAGAAGCCUUAUAGCUGUGAUCAGUGUGGCAAGAGUUUUACUCAGGCAAGCAACCUGGUAUCACACCAGAGAACACACACAGGAGAGCAGUCAUGUAGCUUUGAGCAAUGUGGGAAAAACUUUUCUCGGGGAGAACGCCUUAAAGAGCACCAGAGAACACACACAGGAGAAAAGCCUUAUAGCUGUAAUCAGUGUGGCAAGAGAUACUCUCAUUCAAGUGGUCUGAUUAAACAUCAGAAAAUACAUGCAGGAGAUCCACAGAGUGUAGAAUGAUCUCCAACACCAGACCUGGGUAGUAGAACACAGAGUGUAGAAUGACCUCCAACACCAGACCUGGGUAGUAGAACACAGAGUGUAGAAUGAUCUCCAACACCAGACCUAGGAUUAA